Molecule: messenger RNA, 4537 nt
Organism: Lolium rigidum
Lineage: Eukaryota; Viridiplantae; Streptophyta; Magnoliopsida; Poales; Poaceae
Product: myosin-6-like
Exons: 37
Coding region: 16-4407 (1463 amino acids)
Biological process (GO): vesicle transport along actin filament; actin filament organization
Cellular component (GO): actin cytoskeleton; vesicle; cytoplasm
Molecular function (GO): ATP binding; actin filament binding; microfilament motor activity
Source: RefSeq, a predicted model, not a curated record
UCGGACGAGGCAUGGAUGGACGGCUUGGUGGAGGAGGUCAAUGGGGACGAUCUAGUCGUAAACUGCACCUCCGGAAAGAAGGUCACCGUCAAUGUCUCGAGCGCCUAUCCAAAGGACACGGAAUCCCCUCGUGGUGGCGUCGAGGAUAUGACCAGGCUGGCCUACUUACACGAACCAGGAGUGCUCCAGAACCUCAAGUCCAGAUUCAUGCUCAAUGAAAUAUACACUUAUACUGGGAAUAUUUUAAUAGCUGUAAAUCCAUUCCAAAGACUACCUCACCUCUAUAACAACGAUAUGAUGCGGAUAUAUAAAGGAGCAGAAUUUGGAGAGCUGAGUCCCCAUCCAUAUGCUAUCACUGACCGUGCAUACAGACUUAUGAUGAAUGAUCGUAUCAGCCAAGCAAUAUUAGUUAGUGGAGAGAGUGGAGCUGGUAAGACAGAAAGCACUAAAAGUCUUAUGCAGUAUCUUGCUUUUAUGGGUGGUAAACCGAAAGCUGAAGGAAGGUCUGUGCAAGAACAAAUCCUAGAGUCCAACCCUGUGCUUGAGGCAUUUGGCAAUGCAAAAACAGUCAGGAAUAAUAAUUCAAGUCGUUUUGGAAAAUUUGUUGAGAUCCAGUUUGAUCAGAACGGGAAGAUUUCAGGAGCUGCCAUAAGGACUUAUCUUCUGGAAAGAUCACGUGUUUGUCAAAUAUCUGAUCCGGAAAGGAACUAUCACUGUUUUUACAUGUUGUGUGCUGCACCACCAGAAGUACGGGAGAAAUACAAAUUGGGAGAGGCUAAAUCAUUUCACUAUCUCAACCAGUCUAAUUGCAUUGAACUUAAUGGGAUGGAUGACGCUAAAGAAUAUGUGGAAACCAGAAGAGCUAUGAGUAUUGUAGGUAUUAACUCUGAUGAACAGGAUGCCAUAUUCAAAGUUGUAGCCGCUAUUCUUCAUUUAGGAAAUGUAGAAUUUGGAGAAGGAAAGGAAGAAGAUUCUUCUGCACCCAAGGAUGAGAAAUCUCAGUUCCAUCUUAAGACAGCAGCUGAGCUUUUCAUGUGCGAUCCACAGGGUCUUGAGGAAUCUUUGUGUAAGCGUGUCAUGGCAACGCGUGGAGAGAGCAUCACAAAAAAUUUAGAUCCACGAGCUGCAGCUCUUAGUAGAGAUGCAUUGUCUAGGAUUGUUUACUCACGUUUGUUUGAUUGGCUUGUAAAUACAAUCAAUAAUAUAAUUGGUCAAGAUCCAGAAUCAAAGAUUUUGAUUGGUGUGCUGGACAUAUAUGGUUUUGAAAGUUUCAAGACAAACAGCUUUGAGCAAUUCUGUAUCAAUCUAACUAAUGAGAAGCUCCAACAACAUUUUAAUCAGCAUGUUUUUAAGAUGGAACAAGAAGAAUAUACGAAGGAAGAAAUUGAUUGGAGUUACAUCCAGUUUGUUGACAAUCAAGAAAUUCUUGAUCUCAUCGAGAAGAAACCAGGGGGAAUAAUUGCUCUGUUGGAUGAGACAUGCAUGUUACGGAAUUCAACCCACGAAACAUUUGCUGAGAAGCUAUAUCAAAAGUUCAAGGACAACCAGCACUUCAGCAAACCCAAAUUUUCAAGAUCUGAUUUCACUGUUCAUCAUUAUGCUGGAAAUGUCACCUAUCAGACAGAUCUUUUCUUAGAUAAAAACAUAGAUUACGCUGUAAAUGAACAUCAAGUGUUAUUAAAUGCUUCAAAAUGUCCAUUUGUUUCAAGUCUUUUUCCACCUGUUGAAGAAUCAGCGAAGUCCACAAAGUUUACUUCAAUAGGCUCAAGUUUCAAGCAACAACUACAAUCUCUAUUAGAAACGCUGAGUGCAACCGAACCACACUACAUCCGCUGCAUAAAACCCAAUAAUGUUCUCAAGCCAGCAAUAUUUGAGAACAGUAAUGUUCUCCAGCAGCUUCGUUGUGGGGGAGUUUUAGAGGCAAUAAGGAUAAGCUGUCUAGGAUACCCCACUAGACGUACCUUCUAUGAAUUCGUCAAUCGAUUUGGGAUUCUGCAACCAAAAGUUCUGAGUAAAAGUCAUGAUGAAAUUACUGCUUCAAAGAUGCUUCUUGAGAAAGCCAAUCUUGUAGGCUAUCAGAUAGGGAAAACAAAAGUGUUUCUUCGAGCUGGUCAAAUGGCUGAGUUAGAUGCUCUAAGAACUGAGGUUUUGGGAAUCUCUGCCAAAAAAAUACAAACCAAAGUUCGGUCAUUUAUGUCUCGCAAAAAAUACGUCCAGCUGCGAAUAUGUGCUACACAACUCGAGGCAGUAUGCAGGGGAACACUUGCUAGAAAGUAUUACGAAAAUCUGCGAAGACAGGCAGCUGCUUUGAAAGUUCAAACCCGCUACCGUAUGCGCCAAGAAAGAAAUAAAUAUAGAGAUUUGUGGUCUGCAUCAACUACUAUCCAAUCAGGUCUACGUGGCAUGGCUGCUCGCAACAAACUCCGCUUCUUCCGAAAAACAAAAGCUGCAGUGAUUAUUCAGAGUCAAUGCCGCUGUCAUUUAGCGCGCUCACGGUAUGUGAGGUUAAUGAAGGCCACAAUCAAAACUCAGUGUGCUUGGAGAGGAAAAGUUGCCAGAAGAGAACUUCGACAACUCAAAAUGGCUGCAAAGGAAACUGGUGCUCUACAGGCUGCGAAGAGUAAAUUAGAGAAAGAAGUUGAGGAGCUUACUUGGCGGUUACAAUUGGAGAAACGCAUCAGGUCCGAUAUGGAAGAAGCAAAGACUCAAGAAAUAAAGAAGCUCCAGUUACAGUUGCAGGAAUCACAACAGCAAGUCAAGGACACAAAAGAAUCUUUGAAAAAGGAACAGGAAAUUGCCAAGGCAGCAUCAGAGAAAGCUGCUUUAGUGCCUGAGAUCCGUGUUGAUGCAACUCGAGUCAAUGAGCUCACUGCUGAUAAUGAGAAGCUCAAGUUACAGACACUGGUGACCUCUCUUGAGACAAAAAUUCAGGAAACAGAACAGAGGUUUGAAGAAACGGACAAACUCAGAGAAGAGUGGCUUAAAAAAGCUACGGAUGCAGAGUCACAGAUAAAUGAACUAAAGAGCACAAUGCAAAGCCUUCGAGAAAAGUUCACUAGUGUGGAAGCGGAAAAUAAUGCUCUCCGGCAACAGGCUUUGAAAGCAAGACAUGACAAUGUAGCUGUGCUUAACAUGCAUCGAAAAUCUAACUUGGCUAACGGCAGCCUACCUGGAGACGAACAGACACCCCAUGGCACACCUAUGGAAUUUGGAAGGAGAUCUUUGAUUGAGAGACAACAGGAGAGUGUGGAAACACUGAUAAACUGUGUCGUUGAAAACAUUGGAUUUAGUGAUGGAAAACCAGUCGCUGCAGUAACCAUAUACAAAUGCCUUCUUCAUUGGAGAACUUUUGAAGCUGAAAGAACAAAUGUUUUUGACCGGCUUAUACAAAUUUUUAGUUCAGCAAUGCAGAAACAAGACAGCAAUGCCGAUCUCGCGUACUGGUUGUCAAAUUCAUCUUCAUUGUUGAUUAUACUACAAAAGAGUCUGAAACCUGCUGGCUCAGGUAUAACAACACCACUGAAAAGGACAACGACUCAGACGUCUUUCCUCGGGAGGAUGGUAUUCCGUGCUUCAAGCAUUACUGUUGAUAUGGAUCUCGUGCGCCAAGUUGAGGGCAAGUAUCCCGCAUUUCUUUUUAAGCAGCAGCUUUCAGCUUUUGUGGAAGGCUUAUACGGAAUGAUCCGUGACAAUGUGAAGAGAGAAGUAUCUUCAGUACUCUCACUUGUUAUUCAGGCACCAAGAACUGCCAAGGCUGGUUUGAUAACAGAUCAAGAUAGCUAUUGGCAAGCGAUAGUCAAACAUUUGAAUGAUCUCUUGAAAACAUUGCAAGAAAAUUGUGUCCCAGCAAUAUUUGCUCGGAAAAUCUUUAUACAGAUUUUUGCAUUCAUCAACGCUCAACUCUUCAACAGCCUUCUUGUACGGCGGGAGUGCUGUUCUUUCAGCAACGGAGAAUAUGUGAAACAAGGACUGGAAGAACUGGAGGCGUGGUGCACACAAGCCAAGCCAGAGUACGCAGGAACUGCAUGGGAUGAGCUUAAGCACAUUAGCCAGGCUGUUGGUUUCCUGGUCAUUUUCAAAAAAUUCAGGAUAUCAUAUGAUGAAAUAAUCAGUGAUCUCUGCCCAAUGUUGAGUGUCCAGCAACUUUACAGGAUAUCCACACAGUAUUGGGAUGACAAAUAUAAUACUGAAAGUGUAUCCGAGGAGGUCCUUAAUGAAAUGAAAACACUGGUGAACGAAGCAUCUGGCCAGGCCAACUCAGGCAAUACCUAUUUACUAGAUGAAGAAACAAGCAUGCCGUUGUCGCUCGAGGAGAUAGCCAGUUCUAUGGAUGCCAAGGAAUUCCAGAACGUGGUUCCACCGCAGGAACUCCUUGAGAACGCGGCGUUCCAGUUCUUGAAGAGCUGAAGAGUUCCGCGUGAGAGCAGAAGACGUGCAGUAGCCUCCUGAGGAUAGGAUGUUUGUAAAUUGUCAGUAAUAUAGGUGUUUUCGUUCUUUCCACUCCCCCAGCUGGGGCUUGUAGAUUAUUCGAUUUUCA